This is a messenger RNA of Meleagris gallopavo (turkey), 8055 nucleotides long. Lineage: Eukaryota; Metazoa; Chordata; Aves; Galliformes; Phasianidae. The record is from RefSeq and is a predicted model, not a curated record.
CUGCCGCUGCAGGAGAAAGGAAGAAGGGGCUUUUGGUUUCUCUGAAGUGUAAGUCCUAAUUUUGAUGGUCACAGGGUUGAUCUGGAGGCCUGACCUGAGGGAGGGCUUUCAGUAGGCAGUACAGUCUUUGGAUUUGGGGGGCAUUUUUUUUUACCCUGAGGUGGAAAUAGGGAUGAAGUUACUAAUGGAGAGAGAGCUGCUGCAGCAGACGUGGCAGAAGCCUACCUUGCAAUUUGAACACGAAAGAAGAGCAGCCUGUGGAUUGCCCUAUACUACAACGUAUUCCACUGAGCGAUCUGAGCACUUUAAGCCAUGCAAAGACAAGGAUCUUGCAUACUGUCUCAAUGAAGGAGAAUGCUUUGUGAUUGAAACCUUAACAGGAUCACAUAAACACUGCCGGUGCAAAGAGGGCUACCAAGGAGUCCGCUGUGACCAAUUUUUGCCGAAAACCGACUCAAUCUUGUCAGAUCCAACAGACCAUUUAGGAAUUGAAUUCAUGGAGAGCGAAGAAAUUUACCAGCGCCAGGUGCUGUCUAUUUCCUGUAUCGUCUUUGGCAUAGUCGUAGUGGGCAUGCUUUGCGCAGCAUUCUACUUCAAAACAAAGAAACAAACAAAGCAAAUUCAUGAACAGCUGAAAGAAACACAGAAUAGGAAAACCUACAGCCUAAAUGCUUCCAGCAUGAUGGCAAAGUCAGAGUGUAUGGCACAAAGCCGAGUCCAGCUGCAAAAUUACUCCAAAACAGAUAGGCAUCCUGGGCCUGCUCUGGACAAAGUCAUGGAGUCCAGCUUUUCAGGUCCUCAGUCUUUCCCAGAGGCUUUGUCUCCUGACAGAGGAACUCAGCCCAUCAAGCAGCACAGAAGUCUCUCUUCAUGCUGCAGUCCAGGACAGAAAAGUGGGAUGCUACACAGAAAUGCCUUUCGGAGGACUCCUCCCUUACCUCGGGGUAGGUUCAAUGGGAUUACAGGACCAGCGUAUCAACAGCUAGAAGAGUCCAGGAUCACAGAGCAGGACACAAUACCUUGUCAUGGGUAUUCAUCUAGUGGUUUAAAAACUUCUCAGAAUACUUCAAUAAAUAUGCAACUGCCUUCAAGAGAGACAACCCCUUAUUUUAAUAACGUGGAUCAGAAGGACUUGGUCGGAUACUCAUCUUCAAGGGCCAACUCAGUUCCCAUCAUCCCAUCUGUGGGCUUGGACGAAGCCUGCAUGCAAAUGCAAAAUGUUUCUGAAGUAACAGGCAUCAAAUGGUGCAAAAACUCCUAUUCAGCUGAACUUGUCAAUGUGAGUUCCCCUGUCAGUAAUUGUCUUAUAGCAGAACAACACGAAGUGAAAAUAUUGCUAGAAACUGUGCAGGAGCAGAUUCGGAUUCUGACCGAUGCGAGGAGGUCGGAGGACUUCGAACUGACGAGCGUAGACGCGGAGAGCAGCGCGAGCGAGAACACCGCGUUCCUGCCUAUGAGCCCCGUGGCCAAGGCAGAUCGAGAGGCACAAUUUGUCUUAAAAAGUGAAACACAAAGAGACUCAGCGUUGACCAAGUGACUUUGUGUGGGGGUCGCAGGAGGGGGAAUAACAGAUCUGUGCAUUCGAUGCUUUGCUAAACAGGAAAGGAGGAAAUUAAAUACAAAUUAUUUAUAUGCAUUAAUUUAAGAGCAUCUACUUAGAAAAAACCAAAUAGUCAAUCGCCCUCAUAUCAUAGUGUUUUUUAACAAAAUAUUUUUUUAAAGGAAAGAAAUGUUCCGGGAGGGAUAAGGCGUACAUCAGGUGCUUUCUAGGCAGGAUUAUACGUACAGUUUCAGUUCUAGAGUAUUUUAACACUGUCCUGUUUGGCUGUAAGAAGGCUUAGGCUAUGCAUCCUAUUUUCAAUAAAGGCCAAGACCGUUCUAAGAACCAUUCUUGGUUUCAGGGCAGCACUGCAGUGAAUGCUGGCCAGGGGUGCAAGUUCGAAAACCCUAGCACAGACCCAGUCCCCCCUGCUCUCAGUUCUAGGUUCAUCCUGAGGGAGGAGACACACAAACAUCUCAUUCUUGGCACUAACUGUGGAAUGACCGUAAAUCCUUAAUUGAGCCAGAUGCUUGACUCUCUACCUUACUUGAGUGUGUCAGUCAGCUUGAGAAGUUCAGUGGAAACUUUUAGCUUUGGGUCAGGCCAAGCCUGGAGAGGGAUUGAGGCCUGUGGAGGUGCAGUGGCCCUGUGGCUGCUCCAUCUUCUAAGCUUUGUCCAUCAGAGCUUCUUGGUUGGGGGAAGAAGAAGAACAACGGAAACUCAAAGUGCAGAAGCACGCGCUAUGGCAGGUUUGGGUUGGUUUAGUUUUUAAGAGUGGGAAUGUAAACUCUGCUGUUCUUUACCGAUCCCUAAACAUUUCUAAACUGAUAAACUUUGAAGGCAUUUGUACGCUCUCAAGGAGCACUUCUGAGUAUAUGUGUAUUUUUUUUAAAACUUAUUUUUAUUAUGGGUUAUUCAGAAAUAAGUCUGGGAGAUCCAACACAAUCUGAGGCCAGCCGGUAGGUGUCCAUACUGCCCUAAUUUGAUCCCGCUCUCAGUUCUCUAGUCACUUUAACGAAUUAUGGCUUUGGCUUGUGAACUUUAAAACUCCAACCCUGCAGGUAGCUCAGUAUGGGCAUACUCAGGAGCAUGCAUGCAGUUGAUUCUGAUGGGGCUAUACGUGAGCAGGUGGUUCCAGCAAAUCAAUCCCUGCUGCCUUAGAGAAGGCCUUAGAGAAGAAAUGUCGGUUCCUGAUUACAGUAUCCCAAUCAUAUUAUAAGCUUUUUUUUUUUUGCAUUUGCUUUCUUUUGAGUCUCUCUUCCUCCCAAUAAAUUGUAACAUAAUAUGCCAAUAAUGCAAUGAUUUGGGUUCAGUGGCUCACGUGUUACUGUUUUCAUUGUUAUUAAAAUAUCUGCUUAUCUGUGGGGAAAAAGAAUAUAAACUAUGAUAAAUAAUUACUAAAUAGCCUUCCCUGAUAAUGUCAGAAGAUUGAUUUAAAAAAUUAACCGUAUAUACAGAAUGUAUUAAAAUAUUAUUUGCAGCAAAUUAAUUGUUAAAUUUAUUAGAUGUGCCCCAGACUUUCCAGUUCACAAGUCUCAAGACUUCCAAAAAUAGCACAAUCGGUCACACAGUGCUGUUGUAUGUUUAGUCAGAAUAAAGCAAUAUUUUAACCUCUGUCAAGUAAAUUUGAAAAAGAAAAUGCUGAAAAUGUAUGCCAUUUAUUUUGUGCCUAGCUGAGGCAUUAAAAAAAAUCCUCUUCACAAAUCUUUAUUCAUCAAGUCUUACUUUGGUUUUCUUGUCUUUUUUCUUUUAACUUUUUGCGUUGUUUUUUUUUAUUAUUAUUUUUGUUUUGUGUGUGUGUGUUUGUGUGUUGUUUAGUUUUGGCUUCUUUUUUUUUUUUUAAGAUGAUGAAAUUGUCUCGUUUACAGAACUUUCUAUGGCUGUAAUCUUUGCUGUGUGUUUUCAAUAAAAGUCUGUUUGAGGGCAAAUUAUGCUUUAUGCCCAGGAUGGAGCAUGCCUCACUCAGACUCCUUUCUAAAAAGCUGUAGAGCUCUUCUCAUAGCAGGAGGAUAAAGCUGUAGGCUGGGAUCCCCACAAGGAGUGGUCCCUCCAUGCCUUGUUUCUGCACUGCAUAGUGGCUGUGCACAAUCUCACUGGGCUGAGCUGCCUGUGCUGGCAUGGCACAAAACCCGCACCAGACAAAGAUGGGAAGUUGAACUAUGUGCUAAGUGGGGCUCAGCUUCACAUCUGCUCAGUUGUGUGACUUUUCUGUUAACACCAUUUGUAUCUUGCCAGCUCAGGACAUAAGCCAAGUGAGUGUGCAUCUACCCAUAAGUGAACACACCUGUAAUUUAAAAAAUGGCUUCUACAUAAAGCUCUGAUUCAAUAAUUUGUGAAGCAUGCUCACAAUUAUUUGUUAAUUAUUUGUUAAUUAAUUUCAUUGAGAAAUGGUAUCUCUGCAGUAAAAUGCAUAAUCUUUCAUAAACUGCUCUGUCAACACCAAAUCUUUUCAAUCCAGUUGUAAGGCCUACUUGCCCCCAGUCCUACCAAACUGUGCAAACUCUCUUCUGGCGAUGUAUUGGAAACACACUGCAGGAUUUCUGUUGAAGAAAGAACUAUAUCAUAAGCAAUGCCUUUAAUGAGACAAUGUGUUCACUGAGCACCCCCAAAAGACCCAGAAAAAGGGCAAGAGCAAUGUACUUUAAUACAAUGAAAUGUUUGACUGAAUGGUUGAUGGAGACCUGAAAUGGUGAGGAUACCUUCAGUUCAUGUUAGAGAUGCGAUCUUGUAUUCAGCAAAGGAUGUGUGACUGUUAUAUGUUAACUGUUCUAUUCAGUUUUCAGCAUGUUUGAAUAGAGAGACGUUAAUAUUAACCAUAUGACAGACUAGUGUAUUAUUUGUUAAGAGUUAACACUUCAGAUCCUAUUGAAACUGCCGUUGUUUACAGAGGAAAAGAAAAUGAUUUUCAAACAUUGAAACAGGUGAACUUAAAGUGAUUUGUGUGUUUCUCUAACGCAGUUAUUUUCCCCAUGGACCCUCCUAUUUUACAGUGAAUGGGACAACAUUUUCUCUGAGGUCUCGCAAUUAGGUAUGUAGAGGACACAAAAUAUUCCAUAAAGUUGCACUGAGCCAGCUGAAAUGGUAGGCCAAAUUCUGUUUUGUUUCUGAAUCUAAUGAUCCCAUUGAACUCAGUGGAUCAGAAGGGAUGUGUCAGUGUGAAAACACAGUUUCUUCCUAAAAUGGCAUCUAUUCCUGCCCUUGGAAUGAGACCGAAAUCUCCUUAAAAGAGGCUCUGAACUCUGUCAUUUACCUGUAACAUAAUUAAAGUUAACAUCAGUCUUGUAAAGUUUGAGUGUUGUCUGGUAUGAAUAUUCACAUGCAGAGAGCAUUAAGCUCAAGUAAACUGAGAUAACAGCUAGUUAGAUGAAGCUGAACUUUCUCUGAACUUAAAGGAGAAACACUGCAUCUCUUCAGCAUAAUGCUGUGGAGCAGAAUUGGGAGUGCAAUACAUAUCUCUUUUGUUUUUGUGGGUUUUUUUCAUUUUGCUUCUGAAUAGAAUUUCAGCCCAAACAACCCCAAAAAGCAGUAGAAUGAUCCCAAUAUUUGAAGUAGGAAAUGUGAGUGAGUAUGGGCACAUCUCACGGUGUUAGCCACUAAAAAACUUCAAUUCAUCCACUAUCCAAAGCUGAAAGUUAAUUCUUGAAGGAUGAUGUUUUAAUGAACAAACAUUCCAGUGAAGAAAGAGCUCUUCAACUUGCUUUUGGCAUCUAGUCACCUGCCAGGCUCUCAGUUGAUGUUCUCAGUGCAAUAAUGAUAUACUAGCAGAGGAUCACAUCUCAAAUCUUUUCUACUCUAUAUCCAAUAGAGUGUCACAAAUGUUAGUAGUCUAUUGCAAGAUGUAAGGGCCACUACUCUGAUGUAUGGAGCUAUCUUUAUUCUGCUUAUGAAAAUUAUAGCAGUAUGCAAAGCCCUGUCUAGAAUACGGUGUGAGGUUCGUAAGAUGAGUGCCCGGUGUGCCAGGUCCAUCCUUUUACAAGGGCUGAGUAUCACUGACUGGGCUCCAGAAGCGGUUAGCUUAGCACCACUUAAAGGUGCUGAUUCAAAUAUUAUUCAUCAAAAUCUUCUGAAGCUUCUUGCUUACGUUUUAUAAAAACAGUGAGACUGUGGCAGGUGCUAACACGUACCUGCUCCUGAAUCAAAAUUCAAACAGAUAGUUUACGUAGAUUUAUCUUGUAGGGAGGGACAGAAGUUGGGAUUCCUCUUUCCAAUUCAUGCCCAGCUACCCUCAGUCUACUUAUGGACAUUACUUGAACUCUUUUAAGAAAUUAUAUGAAUAAAUACCAAAGAAGAACUCUGUCAGAGUACUAGCUGCAGCAAAUGAAAUUAAAGCUUGAAGGAGCAAACCCAGAAUAAAAUCUUAUUUUUAUGACAUAAAUAUACAUUUCCUUUCAAUGAAGUGUAGUUUCCCUGCAAACUUUUUUUCACUUGGGAAAACAAUGAGUUUAUAUGAAUGAUUUGUUAUCUUGGCAUCAAUUUAAAAUCUUCAAGGAGAUUGGGAAAAAGUAAAUACUAUAAAGUAUAACAUAGUUCUGUAUCUUGCUGGAAAUAUAAGAGGGUGCAGACAUUUUUCCUUUUAUACUGUAUUGUCACUGUAAGUUGACAGUAAGGUUAUGAUCCCUUUGUUCUGAUGUCUAUUCACAUGAAAACAACCAGGAUGCUCCAUUUUCAGGUUUUAGCUUUCUUAGCUCUUCCAAAUCACAAUUAUCAAACUGAAUUUUUGUAUUUUAUGUAGCAAAGUUCAUAUAUGAGAUAAAAAUUACAUGGCUAUUAUAACUUUGUUCUUACUGUGAGGGGGAAACAGCCAUCCUCAGUGUAUGCUGCACAGCAUAAAGAUGCUUUCCUCUUAGUGGUAAAACUCAUAUAAGCUGUUUAUCUUUGGAACUGCUAAAAAAAAAAUAAAAAAAAACCUACUUCAAUUUAUUAAUUGACCACGUUAGUAGUAUUUGAGGAAAGGAUAACUACCAGAAAUUCCUAAACUUUUAGUAAUUUUCUUUUCCAUUGAAUCCAAUGUUUUGAUUUAUUGUUACCAUAGCAGUUUCUUCAGUGACUCCUAAAGAGACCAAAUGGUGAGGCUGCACUGAUGGGAUGCUUAUUCUUAUUUUCUUGAAAAGAUUUAGCUCCAUCCUCUUUGAACAGCAGUCCUAUAAAAAGGGAGUGGUCUCCGGAUAUUCCAUAUAGCUGUUCUUCUGAAAUUUUUCCCAAAUGACGAACAAACUAAAAUCACAACAGCACAAUCUACAGAUUGGUUGGGAUUGGGGUUUUGUUUUGUUUUGAUUUGAUUUUCUACGAAGGAACUAUUAUAUUUUAUAGAUAUAAUGAAGAGCUUUUUAUUGAUGACUGAAGAAUGUAAAUUAAGUAUAGCAUACAUGUAAAUGGCAUGGAAAUUCUCCAUCUGUAGUAUAUUUUAGUAAGAAAUUCAAAAAGUACCAUGUUCUCUAGCACCACCAGGAGCAGACCCACAUGCAGCUUAUAUUUCUUUUUUACUUAACACCGCCCAUGUCUGUAACACACCGUUGUGGUGACCAGGUAUCUUGUCCUUUUUCCUUGCUCUUGCAAUGCAAGUUACACUUCUGUGCUGUCUGGUAGCCUCAGACAUCACUGGACUGGCAGUAGUUUAUUAUUUUUAUUCAUGUUCAAUUUUACUUUACCCUCAGAAUCAAGAAUAUAACUUGUAACCUAACUUUUGGGACAGUAGGGAGAUCUGAUGAGUAAAUUUAAGAUCCAAACUUUCAAAAUCAUAUAUGCAUCCAUUUGCCUACUGUGAGUAGUCCUAGAAAGGGAGUGUCCUAGGAAGCAGGAUUUGUGCAGGGUGCACUGUGGGGUGCUUCCCUGCCCUUCCACACAGCUAUCUGUUCUCAGCAGUUCCAGUCACAGAGCCUGCAAUUCUCUUCAGGUUUCCUUGUCCAUACAUUAAAUCCCACUGCUUGUAUGCAUAUGACUCAAGGUACUACUGCUUGUCUAACCUGGAUAUAAAGGUGGCCAAAAGCAAACAAGAAAAGAACAGAGACAGUUUGGGCAAAGCCAGCAUUUUCUUUUUCCCAUUGUCUCCUUGAUAAGUUAAUUUUGAAAUACAGAGCAUUUUGUUUCAAACCCACUGGUGUUUUCCCAUGAAUUAACCUCUUGACCACUUGUGUUGCCUAUGAAGUGGCAUGAUGCUGUAAUUUGUGGACAGUACUUGUUCUGGGAUGAGGAGUAGUGUCAGUCAGAGCAAAGCCUCCGACUCCUGCAAAGAACCAAAGACCAGAAGCCAUCUGAAGUGACACUUCAACUAUGGCUUUGAGCUGCUCAUUCAUACUAAAGUAGGCUAAGAAAGCUAAGACCCCUGUCAUGCAUUACACUAAAUAAUGUAAAUAAUACCAGCAUUUAUAAAGCAAUCAGAAGAGUAAUGAAUAGCACACACUGUUCUAAGUACAUCGUGUUUUGAAGGAAUAUAGAGCAUGAUUUCUUAGUUGUGAAAAUAUUUGGAAAUGAAGAAUACAGAUUACAGGACAAGAAUACCAACCAAAAAAAAAAAA